GUUACCAUGAUGUGUGCAGAUCCUUCUUCGAGCCCUAGGAAGAGCCGAUGGAGAAUGAUGUAUCGGUGUUGGCCCUGCAGAGGAUGCUGCAGAAAAGGAGCAGGAGGAGAGGAGGCAGAUGACAUUGGUGGAGUCUCCGAGAGCGAAGAGGAGUUUGGGGACUCCGAUUUCGAGCUUGAUGUGGUACCAGCAGUCCCGACAACCACAUAUGUGGGCAGGCAAUUGGAGCAGCGGGAAAGGGAUCUCGGGGUGGAGCCGGCACCGGGCAUGGAGAGACUAGACACAGAUGUGGAGUUCGUGCUGCACGCCAUAAACGAUCCUGAUGAGGAGGAGGCUGCACGGGCAAAGGCAAUGGCAGACAAGCAAGCUGACCUUGUACGGCAACACCUGCACGAGGAUGACGCCCAUCGUGCUGCGGUCCCCACCCAUAGGGAGAGAGAGAGAGACGGGGCAGACACAGGACCAAGACACAAAUCAAGAUGUGGAGAACGUGGACGGGGGGGGGGGGGGGGGGGGGGGGGGGGGGGAGAAGAACAAAACGCCCAUGGAAGUGGGGAAUGUGAUGCAAGAAAAGGUGGACAAGUGCAGGGAGCUAAAAGACUGGACAUGCAGCAUGAGAAGGAGGAUUUGGAGGCAGCAAUGGAGAGGAAUGAAUUGCAGAUAAAGCAGUGUGCGGAAGCAGUGGAAGAGCAGCAUGCAGCAGGGGCGGUGUACACACCCAGGCCCCACCCACAUGCGAUGCCGAUGGUGGAAUCGGCGGAGCAAGAACAGCAGGCUGAGGACACGGGGCAGCAGGAGGAGCACAAGGCUGCAGAGGAGAUCAGCACACCCCCAAUGCCUGCCAUGAACGAGGCUGUCCACCAUGACAACCUCUGGAAAAGCUGGGCAGGGAGAAAGAGGAAGGCAUCGGUGGAGAAGGAACCGUCAGCACCCCGUCAUGGACCUAGGAGGCCCGAAAAGAAGACGAUUGUGGCAAUAUACCCGAAGCAACAGAGAGCCCGGGCAGGCCUCGCAAGGGUGAAGGAGCACGGGAAGCCUUGCAAGGGUGUUUCCAUUGCUGACGAUGAUCCCGAUUCAGAUGAUAAUGCCCCCCAGUCGUCUGAUGAGGGGUCCAGCCCAUGCGAGUCCAAAUGACAUCGCGCGCACGCGCGCGCGCGAACGCGCGAGAGAGAGAGAGAGAGAGUUCUCCAAUUUGUCACCACGAUGAUCUGAAAGAAAUCUCUCUCUGAAUUUCUGAAAACGUUUGCUGCUAAUUAUCUUCUUCUUCUUCUUCUCUCAUGUACUUCGUCUUCUUCGUCUGGUCAUUGCAAUGUCGGUGCGAGGAUGUAUGCCAAUGCCUAUGUUUUCUGAUGUUCGCAAUCAGUAAGGCCAUCGAACCCCUCUUUCAAAAAACAAAAAUCCAUUUUUGAG
This is a messenger RNA of Chara braunii, 1410 nucleotides long. The record is from the annotation of a GenBank genome assembly. NCBI's taxonomy places the organism in Eukaryota, Viridiplantae, Streptophyta, Charophyceae, Charales, Characeae.